Molecule: messenger RNA, 1833 nt
Organism: Nymphaea colorata (pocket water lily)
Lineage: Eukaryota; Viridiplantae; Streptophyta; Magnoliopsida; Nymphaeales; Nymphaeaceae
Product: cystathionine beta-lyase, chloroplastic
Exons: 13
Coding region: 302-1687 (461 amino acids)
Biological process (GO): transsulfuration; 'de novo' L-methionine biosynthetic process
Cellular component (GO): cytoplasm
Molecular function (GO): pyridoxal phosphate binding
Source: RefSeq, a predicted model, not a curated record
AUGGGAACGCUAAAUCCCUGGAAAAAUGACGUUUCGAGGGGAGAGGGCCUGCUGAACAAGCAAGUUGGGAGCCUGCGAGAUUCUCUCUCCAAGGAGGGGCAGCCGCAGCUUCAGCGUCAUUCCGACCGAACGACUCCUCUUCCGCCAGAAUCUGAGUUGUCCAAAUUCAUCUCUCUCUCUUUCCCCAUUUUGAAUACGCACGCACAGCCUCUCUCCUUUUCAUGACUUUUUCUCUCUUCUGCUCCUCCUCCUUUCCUUCCUACCUUUCCCUUCUCGUCAUCAUCAUCUGACUCCAUCUCUGAUGGCCUCCCUCUACAACUCUUCUCUUUCUGCUAAUCACUCCGCCUUAAGAAGUGGUUGGAACUACUCUGGACGAGUCAAAGCUUUCAGGCGGAGCUCCAAGCUGCCGCUCUUUGGGUGGCGGAAUCUCGAGAGUCAGAAACUGAGUAGAGGACGUGACAUCGCCAUGGAAGCGGUGGUCGAUGGUGCCACAGAGUGCCUGGAUGAUUCGUUGAGGCCUCGAAUUGGUUUGGAGGAGAAGGAGCCAAGUGUCUCGACGAUCCUGACGAACUUCUCGUGUUCGUUUGAUCCAUAUGAUGCGCUUAGCACUCCUUUGUACCAGACCGCUACUUUUAAGCAACCAUCUGCAGUAGAGAAUGGACCUUAUGAUUAUACCAGAAGCGGUAACCCAACUCGAGACACACUGGAAUCGCUUUUGGCAAAGCUCGAGAAAGCUGAUCGUGCAUUUUGUUUCACAAGUGGGAUGGCUGCUUUGGCUGCUGUCACACAUCUUGUUGAAGCUGGUCAGGAGAUUGUAACUGGAUCUGAUAUGUAUGGUGGCUCUGAUAGGUUGCUUUCAAGAGUUAUUCCUAAAAGAGGAAUAAUGGUUAGACGGAUUGACACAAAGGAUCUGGAUGAGGUUGCUUCUGCAAUUGGCCCAAAGACUAAGAUUGUAUGGCUGGAAAGCCCAACAAAUCCACGUCAACAAAUUUCUGAUAUAAGGAAAAUAUCGGAGCUGGCUCAUGCUCAUGGUGCUUUGGUGCUGGUGGAUAAUAGCAUUAUGUCACCAGUUCUUUCCCGGCCAUUAGAACUUGGGGCAGAUAUUGUCAUGCACUCUGCUACAAAAUUUAUAGCUGGACAUAGUGACUUAAUGGCUGGAGUUCUUGCUGUAAAAGGUGAAAGUUUGGCAAAAGAGAUUUACUUCUUACAAAAUGCAGAGGGCUCUGGCUUAGCUCCAUUUGAUUGUUGGCUAUGCUUGAGAGGCAUCAAAACAAUGGCCUUACGAGUUGAAAAACAGCAGGAAAAUGCGCAUAAGAUUGCCGAAUUUCUUUCUUCUCAUCCUAGGGUGCAAAGAGUUUUCUAUGCAGGUCUUCCUGAUCACCCUGGGCGUUCAUUGCACUAUUCCCAGUCAAAAGGUGCUGGUUCUGUCCUGAGCUUUACAACAGGAUCGUUGGCUCUUUCCAAGCACAUUGUUGAAUCCACAAAUUACUUCAGUAUUACUGUCAGCUUUGGUAGUGUUAAGUCUCUUAUCAGCUUGCCUUGUUUUAUGUCACAUGCAAGCAUACCAACUUCAGUACGGGAGUCUCGGGGAUUAAGUGAGGAUCUGAUCCGCAUAUCAGUGGGCAUUGAAGAUGUAGAUGACUUAAUUGCUGAUUUGGACAGUGCUAUCAGAUCUGGACCUUUAUAAGCUGCAUCAUCCUAUAUUUAGGAUAUAAUAGUGUUUUGCAGUUUCCAGUAUGUUCAAUAAAAAAUUAUGAGAUUUUUCCAAGUAAUUUUUUUCCUGGGUCAUGUAGCUUCAUCUAUAUCAUGAAUCAAUAAUUUAGCUAUUUAUGA